This is a messenger RNA of Chiloscyllium plagiosum (whitespotted bambooshark), 1881 nucleotides long. The record is from RefSeq and is a predicted model, not a curated record. Lineage: Eukaryota; Metazoa; Chordata; Chondrichthyes; Orectolobiformes; Hemiscylliidae.
ACCAGCUAUUCUGGAAAGCACUCUUCUGCUACACCGGUUCCUUCACUAGGCAAACACAAACAUAUUUUUUGUUUAAUCUGAAAAGGGGAGGGUGGGCGAAAAUGUCUAACAACUGUGAACAGACUGUCUACUGUGAGGUGAAUCCUCCAGAGUGAACAACCAUAAUUUGGCUGCCGGAAGCUGAUAAAAAUCACAGGUUAAAAUUGGUUUCGCCAUGUGGAAAAACAUUAGAUGCUAGACUAUCUCGCAAUCCUUGGCGUCUUUGUGGCAAGCCUACUCCUGCUUCUCAUAGUGUUUCCAAUUCUGGCCAAGAAGAGAAGCACAGCGUCUGGCACAGCGUCUUAAGAGAGAAAAUGGCACAGCACAUAACCGGAAAAAGCAAAGAGGAGCGAAUUCUAGAAUUUGUAUUGCAAAAUGCUGUGAAAGGUGAUCCAAAGAGUGUGGUGGACACGAUUGACAAAUACUGCAGGGAGAAGGAAUGGGCGAUGAAUGUAGGAGAUGAGAAAGGUGUAAUCUUGGACAAAGUUGUAAAAGAGACAAACCCAUUAUCUGUGCUGGAGCUGGGGACAUACUGUGGUUACUCGGCUCUGCGCAUGGUCUGUGUGCUCAAACAUGGUGCUCGUUUACUGACCAUCGAGUUCAAUCCAACCAAUGCAAGCAUUGCAAAGCAGAUCUUCCGUUUUGCUGGAGUUGAGGACAAGGUGGAGAUCUUAGAAGGUUCGUCUGGAAAUAUUAUUCCGCAACUGAAGAAGAAGCAAGAAGUGGAGACUCUAGAUUUUGUUUUCCUCGAUCACUGGAAGGGCAGAUAUCAACCUGACACACAACUCUUGGAGGAAUGUGGUCUGCUGAGAAAAGGCACUGUUCUGCUGGCAGACAAUGUCAUUACACCAGGAGCCCCAGAAUUUCUACAGUAUGUACGCAACAAUCCCCGCUAUGAGUGCACACACUAUGCCUCAAAUUUGGAAUAUACAAAGUUUAAAGAUGGAAUGGAAAAGGCUAUUUUCAAAGGUUAAACAUAUAAAAUGCAGAGAAACUAAAUGUAUUUAUGUAACAAGAUCCAAAAAGCUCAACCCUCACUUCAUGUGGACUUUUAUAAUGCUCUUGAGGAGUUAUACUGUGCAUGUGAAACAUGUAUGUGAUCUCAAUCUGAAACUUAAUUUCUCUCUACUUCCUCCUGGAAAUUUAAAGUUUGCUCUUGUCCCCGUCCUAGCCAAGUGUUUUAAAAUUUGUCGUUACAAAUGUGCAUAACAUCCUGGUGUACCUCUUGUAGCUCCUUAUGCUAAAAUUCGGUGUCAAACCAGUGAUGUUGCUGUUUUGAGUCUGAUGCAAAUAGUGUUGGAGAUCUGAAUCAACCAAUAACUGGGAGAUUCACAACAGAUCAGAUUUAGAGUGGUGAAGAGUUGGAUGGAAGUCAGAGAAAAAGGGAAGAGUGAGGGCAUGGAUCAGCCAAUGGUCUUGGGAGGGAGAGCAUGUCAGAGCAUCAGGCCAGGUUGUGAUUCUAUUCAAUAAAUACUGUGACACUCAUCCCUUUAACUCUGACAAGGGCACCAACCUGAGUGGAACUGUUUUCCAAUAUAGGUCAGAGUAUUUGGAAGAGGAGAAAAAAAAUUGAAAGAUUUCUGGGAAAAUAAAAAAAAAGUAAUCUGUUUAUCUCAAAAGGUUUUAUAGAGACAAUCCCUGACAUUGAAAAAAAGUCAUUUGAAGCUGUGUGUGAAUUGCUCUCUUUAAUAUAAAAAAUGAUAAAACACAAAUAAUCCAUAUAAAAAGAGUCUAGUUUUUUUUAUUAGAAUAGAUUCCCUACAGUGUGGAAACAGGCCCUUCAGCACAACAAGUCCACACCAACCUGCCAAAGUGCAAACCACCCAGACCCAUUCCCCUACA